AUGAAUGGUGUAGAGUCAUUUGUUGAAAAAUGUCAAGAUUUACUUGAAUUAGAACGUGAAGAAGAAAUAAAACAAUCAACGGAAGCACUGAAAGGUCAAUCAAUAAAAUGUCUUGCCGAACGAGGAUUAUGUCUCACACGACUUCGUUUUCAAUAUACAUAUACAGGUCUAUAUGGACGAACAAUUCUUGUUUUUGAAGGUGAAUCUCUUUCACGUGCUCAAACAUUUGGACCAGGUGAUAUAGCUGCUAUCUAUCAACAAGCACAUUCAAUCGAUGAACAAAUUUCGUUAGCUCAUGGUCUUAUAUUUCGUUUAACAGCGAAUACAAUACAUAUAACUAUUGAGGAUAAUGAUGAUGAGCAAUUUAACUCAUUAGGCGAUACAUGCCUUUUUAUGAUUAUUAAAAUGGCUAACGAUGUCACAUAUCGACGAUUGAAACAUGGUCUCACGCUAAUGGUAAAACAACGUCAAGGAGUAGCUCAUAAUUUACUUGAUAUUGCGUUUGACAAUGGUGAUCCGAGUGCUUUAAAUUUGUCUCACAAUACUGGUCCAUCACAAUGGUUCAAUGAAAGUCUCGAUCAAUCGCAACGAGAAGCUGUUGGUUUUGCAUUAGCUUCCCGUGAUAUAUCUAUCAUUCAUGGACCACCGGGAACUGGUAAAACAACAACAAUUGUUGAAUAUAUAUUACAAGAAGCAUUAAAACGUGAUACAAAAAUUCUGUGCUGUGCAUCAUCAAAUAUAGCCGUUGAUAAUCUUGUUGAACGACUUGGAAGAAAAAAACAAUUAAAACUUAUUCGCCUUGGUCAUCCAGCACGUUUACUUGAAUCUAUACAACGUUUUUCAUUGGAGUCAAUUGUUCUGGAAAAUUAUCAGGAUGUUAAAAAUGCUAUACGUGAUGAUUUAAAUCAAUGUUUUAAUAAAUUAAGAAAAUCGUCCACGGAUCGAAGUGAACGUGAGUGCUUAAAAAGAGAAAUAAAAAGUUUACGAAAAGAUAUUCGAUUGUAUGAAGAAAAAGCCAGUCGAGAAGCAAUGAAAACAGCUAAUGUUAUUCUUUGUACAUUAACAUCAGCAACUGAUGAUGGUCCAUUAAAAUUAUUACCACUGAAUCAUUUUGAUUUAGUUGUUAUUGAUGAAUGCUCUCAAGCUCUUGAAGUAGCAUGUUGGCUAGCUUUACUUCGUGCACCGAAGUGCGUUUUAGCAGGAGAUCAUCUACAACUACCGCCUACAAUUUUAAGUGAAAAAGCUUCAAAAGAUGGUUUAGCAAUUACAUUGAUGCAACGAUUAACUGAACAAUUCGGUGAUAAAAUAACUCGUAUGUUAACAAUUCAAUAUCGAAUGAACGAAGCCAUCAUGAAUUGGUCAUCAAAUGAAUUUUAUCAAGGAAAAUUAAUUGCCGAUAAAUCAGUUAAAUCACAUCUUUUAAAAGAUUUAUCAAAUAUCUCAAAACGUGAUAGUCAAUAUGAAAUGGAUGAUGAAAAUUUAGCUCAAUGCCCAUUAUUUCUCAUUGAUACAACGGGUUACGAUAUGCCAGAAAUAUCUUGUGACGAUGAAAAUUCUCGUGGAAAUGAAGGUGAAGUUGCACUUGUUAAUAUUCAUGUGCAAGAGCUCAUUGAAAAUUACGGCGUAUCAAUUGAUCAAAUUGGUGUCAUAACACCAUAUAAUAUGCAAGUACAAUUAUUGCGCCACAAACUUUUAAGCAAAUAUCCAACAUUAGAAAUAAAAUCUGUUGAUGGUUUUCAAGGACGAGAAAAAGAAGUUAUUAUUAUUUCAAUGGUUAGAUCGAAUCUACGCGGUGAAGUUGGUUUUCUAUCGGAUUCUCGUCGAAUAAAUGUUGCUAUAACACGUGCGCGAAGACAUUUAUGUAUAAUUUGUAACGUACAAACAGUUACUCAUGAUCCAUUUAUAAAAAGAUUGAUUAAUUAUAUGCUUGAAAAUGCGCAAGUUCGCUCUGCAUUUGAACUUAUUGAUGACAACAACUUUUUUCCAGGAACAAUUUCAUCGAAAAAGUCAUCAACAUCUUGUAAAACAAAACAAACAAAACAACAAUCGAAACAACCCAAGCAACAAACAAAUCAACGAUCAGAAGCAACAAAUACACUUGAAAAUGUGCUGACGAAUAUUCUUGAUCAACGUAUUACAGCUUUUCUCAAUGAUCCUCGUGUACAACAAUUACAAUUUGAAGAUGGUCUAUCACCGUUUGGCAGACAUUAUGUGCAUGAAUUGGCUGAAAAACAUAAUUUACAACAUAUCAGUGAAGGUGUCGGUGAUCAAAGGCAUAUAACUAUUAGCAAAAAAACUUCAAUUGCAACCAGCAAAACAAAGAAAAUCAUUGAGAAUCGAACAGAAGAAGAAGAAGAAGAAGAAACAGAUGUGAAUCAACAGUUUCGUUCAUUUUCUUUAUUGGAAGAAGAAAAGAAAGUUUCAAAUCAAAAGAUUGAUAAAAAUAGAAAACUAUCAAAAACAAUUUCUGAUUCAGAUUCAGUCUCACAAGAAAACGAUGAAACAAAAGUUGAAUCACCUAUACUCGAUCCUGUUAAUCUCUGUCGGUAUUGCCAUAAAGAAAUUCCACCACAAAAUAUUCAAUUGCAUGAAAUAUAUUGUCAACGUGUAAAUCCCUUAUCUUCAGUUACUAUUUCAACGAAUGCAACUUCUGGAGCGGAAUCUUCUUCCACAUUAAAUGUUGCUCCAGUACGUCCUAAAAAUGUUAAGAAAAAAGAAAAUAAAUUAGCAUCUAUGAAUGCUGACGCAUCGAUCGAUGAUCUAUUAGAAGUAGCUCGCCAGCAAGAUAAUAUUUGUAAUGCACAGCGAUGCAAAGUUAAAAUAACUUUAUUAGGACAACUUUGUUCAUAUUGUAAUCGCCGCUAUUGUUUUGAACAUUCAAUGCCUGAAGUACAUGGCUGUGGUCAUCAAGCACGAAAAGAUAUCAGACAAACACAUAUUUCAACACAUUCAAAUCUGAAACCUGUGUACGAAAAUUCAUCAAUAAACAAAGAAAAGAGACCAUAUUUAGAAAGAAAACUCCAAGAUAAAAUUAAUUCAAAAGAAGGCCAAAGAAAGAAAAAAUAA
Rotaria socialis is the source of this 3066-nucleotide messenger RNA. NCBI's taxonomy places the organism in Eukaryota, Metazoa, Rotifera, Eurotatoria, Philodinida, Philodinidae. The record is from the annotation of a GenBank genome assembly.